AGCAUCGCAUCCGUCCACAAACCUGCUUGGGAAAUAAUUCAUGAAUAUUUGUACCAACGUUUUGUUUCAAAUAGCAAACACCUGAACUUAACUAACAAUGGCUUCAGAACUAGGAGUGAACCAGCACCACCAGUCUCAGGUGAUCAACUACAUCCGUUUUGCACGUUACCAAAGAGGUCAGAGGUUACGGGCUGUAGAUGCCUGUUUUGAUGAACUACGAGACAGUCGGUUGACUGAAGGAACAUUCACCAUAGAUGAGGUGACUGAGAUGUUGGAGGGUCUGCAGACAGUGGUCCGGAGCGAGGCCGAGUCGGAGCUGCUCAACACGGCCCACACAAAUGUGCUGAUGAUGAGGCAGAUGUUCAUACAGGCAGAGAAGUGGCACCUCAAGCUGCAGGCUGAUAUCUCCGAGCUGGAAAACAGAGAUCUUUUGGAGCAAAUCAAAGAAUUUGAGGAGCGUGUUGCGGGUACAAAGAGAGACACAGAGUUUAUACCAUCAAAGCUUGCUCCUUUGAACGAGACGGGUGGAACUGCUUUGUUACACAUGAAAAUAGAAGAAUUGGAAGAAGAGAAUAAAACACUAGAACGCAAACUGAAGCUGUAUGAAGCUCAGAUGAGUGAUGAACAGAAGAGACAACUCCAGAUGUCAGGGGAAUUGGAUAAACUCAAUGCCAAGAUGGGCAGCUUGAAGGGAAGACAGGGAGGUGACGACUCGGAGGAGAUGAGGAGGAAGUUGUCUGACAUGGAGACAGCAUUAGAUUCUACUCGCAAGAAGGGACAGUUGAACGAGGCCAAUAUGGAGUCUGACCUUGCUGGUACAAAACAUGAACUUCUCAGAAUACGAGAGAUGUUGGAAAUGGCUGAGAAGGAAUUGGAGAAGAAAGUGAGUCAGACCAAUCCAUUCAAGAACCUCAAGCAGAUGCUCAUGAAGAAGAACGAACAGCUGAAGGAGCUAAGAAAAAGACUUUGCAAAUACGAGACUGUUGAAGACUGAAUGGAAUGUGCAAUAUAGAUGCACAUAUGCUGAAUGCCACAAAGUUACUAUUAGUGUUUAUUUUACACAACUUCUAUCAUCUAUGCUUUCAUCUGUGAUACUUCAACAACUGCAUAUUACCACAUCUGCCAUGGCAAGAUCUACCUAUUUGACAGGACAUGUCUAUGAUACGCAAUUUUUUAUUUGUUUUUGACAACUGCCAUUCAGUUUCGUUAGACAUAUUCUACUUAAAAGAAACUAAGGUCAUGGCAUAAUAAUUAGGGGUGUCGCGAUACG
Messenger RNA from Haliotis rubra (blacklip abalone), 1270 nucleotides. RefSeq names its product leucine zipper transcription factor-like protein 1. The record is from RefSeq and is a predicted model, not a curated record. Gene Ontology annotation, cellular component: cytoplasm. NCBI's taxonomy places the organism in Eukaryota, Metazoa, Mollusca, Gastropoda, Lepetellida, Haliotidae. Gene Ontology annotation, biological process: negative regulation of protein localization to cilium.